Messenger RNA from Lathyrus sativus (Indian pea), 2145 nucleotides. Lineage: Eukaryota; Viridiplantae; Streptophyta; Magnoliopsida; Fabales; Fabaceae. The record is from the annotation of a GenBank genome assembly.
AUGACAGACAAAGUGAGACUCCGAUUGUUCUUCGACGAUCCUAACAUGCUCAGUAAGUCAAAGAAGAAAGAAGGGUUAAAACGUUGCUGGUUCCUUCUAAAACCCCACCUCACUACCAUUUCCGAUCUCACUUCCCAUCUCCAAACCCUUUUCCGCCUCCACCGCACCUCCCCCGCCGGCAUCACUCUUUCAAUGGAUGGCUUUGUUUUACCAUCGUUUGAGUCCACUUGUAUUUUGAAGGAUAAAGACAUUCUGUGUGUGAAGAGAAAGGGAAGUAGGUUAACUGAUAGUAAAACUGCAAUGCUGCCGUUAGAAGCUCGUGAGAAUCAAUCCAUAGAGGCUCUGAACCUACUUGCAAUUGAGGGGUUUCAAGAGGAGAAGCCAGAAUAUGAAACUGUUUCCCUAGAUGAUGAAGAUGAUUAUGAUGAUGAUGAUGAUGACGAUGAUCAACCUGAAGAUGUGCUUUAUGUGGAAUCUAAAUCUGAUGUGAAUACAACCUCUAAAAAGAGAAAGGCGUCGAAGAAGCUUAAGCGCCCUAGGUUUGUUUCUUCACAUUUUCUAACUGUUGUGCCCUGCAAGGCGUCGAAGAAGCUUAAGAGCCCUAGUCAGAAGAAGAUUAAGAUGUCUACUACUGAAAACGUAUCAGUCAUUCCGGAGGUUGAUGAUGAGGAAAAUGUAAGUAUUAAAGACGGUACUCACCACCAGCCAAGUCCUGCAAAAAAGUCAUCAAAAAAGUUGUCAAAAAAGUCUAGCAACCUUGAUUUAGUUAAACAAAAAGACGACAAAAAUGGGUCAACAAGCGAUGAAACAAGGUCUCUUCAGCCUCAAGGUGAAGGCGAAACUAAAAAGUUGCCUAGCAGAUCUGCUCGGCGGAAAAAGGCCAAGAGAAAGUGGUUGAGGGAACUAAAAUUAGAGAAGGAGAAAGAGAAAGAGAAAGAGAAAGAGAAUGCGAAAGAGAAUGAGAGUGAGAAUGAGAAUGAGAAUGAGACAGAGACAGAGAAUGAGACAGAGACAGAGACAGAGAAUGAGACAGAGAAAGAGAAAGAGAAAGAGAAAAAGAAAGAGAAAGAGAAAGAGAAAGAGAAAGAGAAGGAGAAGGUGCUUGAAAAAGAUGAUCAACAAUUACCAAUCAAAGAAAAGAAUUGCCUAGUUGCUGAUGUGCAUCAACAAUCCGAUGAAGAAAGUGAAGCAGAGGACGACAUGGUUCCUGUGGAGAUCAAGCCAGGGCACAUUCGGUUCCAGUCUCGUGGAAAAGGUCAAGCAGUGCCAGAGAAUCAGUUCCCAGUGGACACAUUUCAGUGGAGUGGUACUACCAGCAAGAAGAAGGGCCAGAAAUGGGGUAAAGAGAGGACCUCAUCCCAUAAACAGGAUGAUUACGAGCAGCCCCGUCAAGAUUUUCCUACUGUUCAGAAUGCUGGGGAAAAAAAGACAUUUGACACAGUAGAUUUUGAAAAGCUUACACCUUAUACAGACUUGCCGAAGGAAGGGAUUGUUAUUGCUUAUCGAUUGAUUGAGUUAUCAGAAUCUUGGUCUCCUGAGAUCUCCUCCUUCAGAGUUGGUAAAGUAACAAAGUAUGACAGUAAAUUAAACAGGAUAUGGCUAGAGACAGUUUCAGAAUUUCCAUUUGAUUUUAGGAAGAAAAUAGAUGACCUAGAUGACGAUGCAACACCUGCACAGUAUGAUCCUUCCCCUUACCAGGAAGAUGGUUCUUUAGAGAUUGAUUAUGUAUCUCUUGCUGAUGUUCGUAUUAUUAAGCAUGGCCACUCGAAUUUGGCAACUGUAGUUGCUUCUAACGAUGCUUUAGUAACUCCAACAAAAGCAACUAACAAUAGCACUGAUGCUUUGGUAACUCCAACAAAAGCAACCAACAAUAUCACUCAUGAAAAACGUGUUGGUAAUCAAACUCCUGUUGGAAGCUCGAAGCCACAAAAGGAGGGCCAUACCCCUGCUAAAGAAAAUGGAGAAGUUAAUGUUUGGGAUGAAAUCAACGAAGCAUUAAAAGCAAAGAAGGCCAGGCUGUCGCAAGGGGAUUGUUGGAAGAAAGAUGAUAUUUCAAGCAAUAGGCCAUGGUCUCAGAGAGCCAAAUGCAGCGCACUGGGUCCCACAAUGGCACUUUUAAGAUCACAGAAUGGCUUUAAGAAAUAA